Messenger RNA from Panicum virgatum (switchgrass), 2351 nucleotides. Its product is annotated as protein MICRORCHIDIA 6-like. The transcript has 17 exons. Gene Ontology annotation, molecular function: ATP hydrolysis activity. NCBI's taxonomy places the organism in Eukaryota, Viridiplantae, Streptophyta, Magnoliopsida, Poales, Poaceae. Bases 1 to 2217 code for a protein of 738 amino acids. The record is from RefSeq and is a predicted model, not a curated record. Gene Ontology annotation, cellular component: nucleus.
AUGGACGCGCAGGUGGACAUCAAGCCCUUCUUGUCCCCGAUCACCGCCAUUCCUAUCCAGCGGGGCCUCCACGGGCCCAGCACCUUUCAGGCAGCGGCGACGCAAUCGGAGCGCGGCGGCGCUCGAGUGCUAACCGGGGUGCAACCGCAAACUCUGGCGGAAGCGGCGUGCGUCCUCAACCGGGCAGCUUCGGAGCUGUCGGGUGGCAUCGGCGAUCGGACCUGUGGCGCCGACGAGGCAUCCGAGGGCACCUCGGCUCGUCGCCCUUGCCCUGCACCACGGUUGAGCAGGAAGUUCUGGGGCGCCGGCGAUUACGAUGCGGGGGCCGGGAGCUCUGCGCCACAGCCGACUGUGCAGAAUCGCAUGUGUGUUCACCCUGAAUUUCUCCACUCCAACGCGACUUCGCAUAAAUGGCCAUUUGGAGCGGUGGCAGAGUUGUUGGACAACGCGGUAGAUGAGAUUGAAAAUAGUGGUGCUACAAAAAUAUUGGUGGACAAAGUCAUCGACAACCGGAACGGAUCACCAGCUUUGCUAGUUCAAGAUGAUGGUGGAGGCAUGGAUCCUGAUUCCUUGAGGCGUUGCAUGAGCUUUGGAUUUUCAGAGAAACAAUCAGGAUCUUCGAUUGGACAAUAUGGAAAUGGAUUUAAGACUAGCACAAUGCGGCUCGGGGCAGAUGUUAUUGUUUUCAGCCGUUGCACAAAGAGCGGUGGGCCUACUCAAUCCAUUGGUCUCCUCUCUUACACUUUCUUGGUGGAAACUGGCCAGACAGAUGUUGUAGUUCCUGUGGUGGAAUACAAAUGCAAUCUAUUAAGAGGACAAACUACACGACUGGAGCGACAUGGUUCAGAACACUUCUCCUCAAAUUUGUCAGUGUUGUUGAAAUGGUCUCCUUUUGCAACAGAAGAAGAGUUAUUGAAGAAUUUCAGCGAUAUUGGCCCACAUGGCACCAAGAUUAUAGUGUUCAAUUUGUGGUCCAACGAUGAUGGUAAUUUGGAGCUCGACUUUGACACAAAUCCAGAGGAUAUUAUGAUUAGCGGCGCGCCAAAACCAGAAGAGAUUAGUAACGCUGUGAAAAGGACUAAUGAGAAUCAUUUGGCUAAUCGACUGCGCUAUUCUCUUAGGGUCUACAUUUCUGUCUUGUAUCUGGAGCUACCAGAUUACUUCAAAAUCAUACUUCGAGAAAAAGAAGUUAAGCGUCAUUGCAUUGCUGCUGAUAUAAUAUAUCCUGAAUGCAUCAGUUAUAAACCCCAAAUUUCCGGAAGACAAGAGGCUGAGGUUAUUACGAUCAUUGGAUUCUUAGAUGGCGCUCCAACAAUUAGCGUACAUGGAUUUAAUAUCUAUCAUAGGAAUCGCCUUAUUUUGCCGUUUCAUCGAGCUCUGAGUUCUGCAAGCAGUAAAGGUAGAGGUGUCGCUGGAGUACUUGACGCAGACUUCAUCAAGCCGACUCACGACAAACAGGACUUUGAGAAGUCACAGCUGUUUCAGAGGCUGAUGAACCGCUUGAGAGACAUGACUACCGAGUACUGGGAUAUCUAUUGUCACAAGAUCGGAUAUGGGAAAACGCCACGCGUGCGGGCGGCUCCCAUUCCUCCUCCUCGUCCUCCUCCAGUAAUGCUGCCAAUGGAGAGUGGUACUGCUGAACCAUUAGAGGGGACUGCACCUGCACCUGUAGUGUCAUUGCCACCCUUGAGACCCCAGGGCACCUGCGUGAACGCAGUUCCAAUUGCUAUUGCACCCCCUAGUUUUGGCUCAGCCCCUGCCGGUGCUGGAACAGCGGGUGUUGCACCACGAGCUCCUACUGGUCACUCCCCGUCAGACACGCAGAUCAUGCAAGCCAACCAGAGGACCUCAUCUUCCUUGGCUCCUGGCCCUGAUUUGAAAAGAAAACGGAGCGAUCGCGAUGCUGCUCUGACGGUUCCAUUAGAAAAGCGCGCCACGCAUGAUUUGGUCGGCAGCAGCUCCUCUGGUGACCAGAUGGCACAGGUAUGCCAGUAUACGCGAGAUCGAGAGCGGAGGGAGUUCUCCUUCCUGAAGAUGGAGAAUCGGAUGCUCCGUGAAGAGUGCUCACAAUUUGAGAUGCAAGAGAAGGAGCUACUGCAGAAGGAGCAGGAUCUGCAGAUCCAGAUUGACCAGGCGAAGGAGCAGUACAGCAGCCUGCUGAACGAGUACGUCUCGGUGGUGGCGGAGGCUCCGGCACCGAAACGAACCAAACCAUAGGCAGGCGUCCUCGUUUUUCUGAAGUCACCCCACCACGCCGCGCGAUUUGGUCGCGCUCGAGCUCUCUUGGACAUGUGGACAUGGACAUCUUCAGCGUGCCAGAGAACAGAGCGCGCAAGCAAGCAGCCAAACAC